GCUACGUUGCCGUGCAUUUAGAAAUUCCUCAAAUUUGACCUCACGGUUAGUUCAUUUGAAACACGAAUAGAGCCAUCCCCAUCACCGCUUAGUUUUGCAUGACUUCAGGAUCUUCUCUCAGAACGCUUAACAGUCAAUAUGCCAAGGCGGCCGGAUUACUAUAAAAUUCUGGGUGUAUCUCCCGACGCCACUCAUCAACAAAUUCGAACUGCAUACAAAAGAGAAUCUUUGAAAUCCCAUCCCGACCGAGUGCCUGCCGAUUCACCAGAGCGACCCGCUCGUACUCGGAGAUUCCAAGAGAUCAAUGAUGCUUAUUAUACUCUUUCUGACCAGACACGUCGGCGAGAAUAUGACGCCCUAAGAGCAGCAGAAGCGUACGAAGAGCCAGCGGAGGAAGCGCCUCGGGGCGCUGGCGGCUUCCCAUGGUCUGCCUUUGGAUUUGGCACCACCACAGAUAGCGAGCAACGAGCCUCCGAGCAAUUUGGGUCUGUCUUCGAGGAGAUGUUACGGGAGGAAGGACUUGCCGAGGAUACCGAUGCCGAUGGCCAACGUCGUACCAGGCCUACAUCACGCUUUUGGUCUGUUGUGGGCGGCAUCAGCGGCGGUGCUUUAGGAUUUAUCGUUGCCAAUACUCCCGGUGCUUUGGCUGGUGCCGUUGCAGGGAAUCGCCUUGGUGCUGUCCGAGACGCAAAAGGCAAGAGUGUCUACGAGGUUUUCCUCGAACUUCCGCAGUCUGAAAGAGCCCGACUACUCAGCGAAUUGGCAGCCAAGGUCUUCCAGACUACUCUGGGUCGCUAGGCGAUUUGCGCCACACUGGCUAGUUUAUGUGGUGUUUAUAUGGCUUCGUUUUUUGGAAUAUUUGGAGGAUUUGGGAAUCGAGCUUAACGCUAAUAUGUAAUAUCUGCCAUUAGUCCCUUUGACAUGAAAGAUACUCCCAGCCUACCGCACUAUCUAUUUUCACGCUCAGUCACGAGGACCGCCACGGAAAAGCGAGGCAUCUGGCGGUGAUCCACAAGCCGUGUAGUUUCAUUUUUCCCUCUUUUGGGGUUUCGCGGUCGGUCAUAUUCAUUGAUGUGCAAUCUACUUCAGGGCUGUUUAUUUUCUAUAAUUGGCCGAUCAAUAAUACAAGCAUAUGGAAUGUUCCUC
Molecule: messenger RNA, 1146 nt
Organism: Aspergillus novofumigatus IBT 16806
Lineage: Eukaryota; Fungi; Ascomycota; Eurotiomycetes; Eurotiales; Aspergillaceae
Product: putative DnaJ chaperone (Caj1)
Exons: 4
Coding region: 139-798 (219 amino acids)
Source: RefSeq, a predicted model, not a curated record